Messenger RNA from Syngnathoides biaculeatus (alligator pipefish), 2349 nucleotides. It is a transcript of the gene glud1b, whose product is annotated as glutamate dehydrogenase 1b. The coding region runs from base 191 to 1831 and encodes 546 amino acids. Gene Ontology annotation, molecular function: L-glutamate dehydrogenase (NAD+) activity. Gene Ontology annotation, biological process: L-glutamate catabolic process. The record is from RefSeq and is a predicted model, not a curated record. The transcript has 13 exons. Gene Ontology annotation, cellular component: mitochondrion. Lineage: Eukaryota; Metazoa; Chordata; Actinopteri; Syngnathiformes; Syngnathidae.
GCCCUCCUCGUUCUCUGCUUGGCCCUCGUCUGCCUUUUAAAGCAAAGCCGUCCGACAUGUCACUCCCCACUCGCUCGGUGGUCCGGACACGUUGAGGAGCCAACCCCCCCACCUCUCGCUCUCUGUCGCCACAACCCACCCUCCGCUCGUCGUCGUCGUCGUCGCCUUCCACUCGACUCUCGCCGCGGCCAUGUAUCGCUACUUCGGGGAGCUGUUGAGCCGCUCGGCGGGCAGCGCGCUGGCCUCCGGCUGCGCGGACUCCGCUCUCCCGGCGUCCGCAUCCUUGCUGCGGGUGCGCCGCUACGCCGACGCGGCGGCGGCGGCCGAGCAGCAGCCGGACGACCCCAACUUCUUCCGCAUGGUGGAGGGCUUCUUUGACCGCGGCGCCGCCAUCGUGGAGGACAAGCUGGUGGAGGACCUGCGGACCCGAGAGACGCCCGAGCAGAAGCGGCACCGCGUGCGGGGCAUCCUGCGCAUCAUCAAGCCGUGCAACCACGUCCUCAGCGUGUCGUUCCCCAUCAAGCGGGACAACGGCGAAUGGGAGGUGGUGGAGGGAUACCGUGCCCAGCAUAGCCAGCACCGAACGCCCUGCAAGGGAGGUAUCCGUUACAGCACCGAGGUUUCGGUGGACGAGGUGAAAGCUCUUGCCUCCCUCAUGACGUACAAAUGCGCAGUUGUGGAUGUGCCGUUUGGGGGAGCCAAAGCUGGAGUCAAGAUCAACCCCAGGAAUUACUCGGACAACGAGCUGGAGAAGAUCACCAGGAGAUUCACCAUCGAGCUGGCCAAGAAGGGCUUCAUUGGACCAGGCAUCGACGUCCCGGCUCCGGACAUGAGCACAGGCGAGCGGGAGAUGUCCUGGAUCGCCGACACCUACGCCAACACCAUCGCGCACACGGACAUCAACGCCCACGCCUGCGUGACGGGCAAGCCCAUCAGCCAGGGCGGCAUCCACGGGCGCAUCUCGGCCACCGGUCGCGGGGUCUUCCACGGCAUCGAGAACUUCAUCAACGAGGCGUCCUACAUGAGCAUGCUGGGCCUGACGCCCGGAUUCAAGGACAAGACCUUCAUCGUGCAGGGCUUUGGUAACGUGGGUCUGCACUCCAUGAGGUACCUGCACAGGUACGGCGCCAAGUGCGUGGGCAUCGGCGAGAUCGACGGCGCCAUCUACAACACGGAAGGCAUCGACCCCAAGCAGCUGGAGGACUACAAACUGCAACACGGCACCAUCGUGGGCUUCCCGGGCGCCAAGCCCUACGACGGCAACAUUCUGGAAGCCGACUGCCACAUCCUGAUCCCGGCCGCCGGCGAGAAGCAGCUCACGCGGCACAAUGCCCCCAAGAUCAAGGCCAAAAUCAUCGCUGAGGGUGCCAACGGUCCCACCACCCCCGAUGCCGACAAGGUCUUCCUGGCCAACAACGUCAUGGUGAUCCCUGACAUGUACCUGAACGCCGGCGGUGUGACGGUGUCUUAUUUCGAGUGGCUGAAGAAUCUCAACCACGUCAGCUACGGACGCUUGACCUUCAAAUACGAGCGGGACUCCAACUACCACCUGCUCAUGUCCGUCCAGGAGAGUCUGGAAAGGAAAUUUGGCAAACAGGGAGGCCCCAUCCCCAUCGUGCCCACCGCCGACUUCCAGGCCCGAGUCGCUGGCGCGUCCGAGAAGGACAUCGUUCACUCGGGUCUGGCCUACACCAUGGAGAGAUCCGCCCGGCAAAUCAUGCGCACGGCGAGCAAGUACAACCUGGGCUUGGACCUGCGGACGGCCGCCUACGUCAACGCCAUCGAGAAGGUGUUCAAGGUGUACAACGAGGCCGGCCUCACCUUCACAUAAACGCCCCGCAGGCACGCUCGUUCACCUCACUGUCCCUCCCCUCCGCUCACCCGUCAAACUUUAGACAUCCUUGAACAUAUCAGCGUCUUGGUCGCCGUUUAUGCGCCUGUACGUUUAAGACAAAACACAUCGUCCGAAUAAUCUCGGGGUCGGUCCACUUCGUACGCUGUAGUCUAAUGGCCGCCUCGCGUGCGCCUCCCGCUGGCUAUGAUGAGAAAUGCCGAUGCCUUAAUGCUGGGGAAAAAAAAAGGGAUUUAAUAAAAUUCUAUGAGAUUGUGAUAAGAGUUAUUGGAAAAGUUUUCCCAGGUAGUUUUUUUUUUUUUUUUUUUUUUGAAGGAUCCAAUCAGUUUUUUCACCCCCUGUCAAUUUAAAGCAGCUUUUUCCUCAGAACAAGACAAAACAUUUAAAUUUUUUUUUUUUUUUUGUUCUCCACCCAUUUUUCCUGCCUUCCGUCCAUUUCCUCAUUUUCAAGUUUUUUUUUUCCUUUUUUGGGGGAAAACAAUAAAUUCUUAAAACAG